Camelina sativa (false flax) is the source of this 2858-nucleotide messenger RNA. The record is from RefSeq and is a predicted model, not a curated record. NCBI's taxonomy places the organism in Eukaryota, Viridiplantae, Streptophyta, Magnoliopsida, Brassicales, Brassicaceae.
GGGGGUGUUUUUUUGCCCCUUGUUGUUGUUGUUGUUUACUGUCUCUUAAUUUUUGCUUCCGAUGUGUUCAAUACACUCUCUACUUUGCCUCUCCUUUAGAUCUGUUUCCAGUUUCUCCUUCUUCCCAUCUCCGCUUUUCAACAGGUGAUUUCAAAAAAUCCAAAAUUUGUUUGCGUCUUCAAUAAUGUUGAGAGAUUGAACCUCUGAUGAUGCUUGGAUUCUGGAAUAACCGUCGAAUCUUUGUUGGGUUUUUAAGGAUUUCGCCUCUUCUUCUUCUCUUUAGAGGUUUAAUGAUGAGAUUUGUGCAUCCAAGGUGUUUGUAGUAUUGCCUGAGAGAGAGAGAGUCAAAUGGGAAACGGGACUUCCCGUGUUGUUGGUUGUUUCGUGCCUUCUAAUGAGAAGAACGGUGUUGAUUUGGAGUUUCUUGAACCUUUAGAUGAAGGUUUAGGCCAUUCCUUUUGUUACGUUAGGCCAAGCAUCUUUGAGUCUCCUGAUAUUACUCCUUCAAACUCUGAGAGGUUCACUGUUGAUUCGAGCACUCUUGAUUCCGAGACACUCAGUGGAUCUUUCCGUAACGAGGUUGUUGAUGAUCCUUCUUUCUUGAAUAGACACAACAGCAAAGGUUUAGCUGAAACUACGUUUAAGGCAAUCUCAGGUGCUUCUGUUAGUGCUAAUGUUUCCACUGCUAGGACUGGGAAUCAAAUGGCGUUCUGUUCUAGUGACGUUUUGGAGCCUGCUGCUUCGUUUGAGAGCACAUCUUCUUUUGCUUCUAUUCCUUUGCAGCCUGUCCCUCGUGGUGGUUCGGGUCCUUUGAAUGGAUUCAUGUCAGGGCCUUUAGAGAGAGGAUUUGCAUCUGGUCCUUUGGAUAGAAACAAUGGUUUCAUGUCAGGACCUAUUGAGAAAGGAGUUAUGUCUGGACCUCUUGAUGUACAUGAUAAAACGGACGGUAAGUUACAUGGUGAAGACCCUGAAAAUUGUUUAGAGAGCAACCGUAACUUGCAAUGGGCUCAUGGGAAAGCUGGAGAAGACAGGGUUCAUGUUGUGCUUUCGGAGGAACAAGGAUGGCUCUUUAUUGGGAUUUAUGAUGGGUUUAGUGGACCGGAUGCUCCAGAUUUCGUGAUGAGCCAUCUUUAUAAAGCUAUCGACAAGGAAUUGGAAGGUCUUCUUUGGGAUUAUGAAGAGCCAUCUGUAGAUAAUCAAUUGCAGCCAGACCAGGAACAACCUCCUUCUACAGAAGAGUACUUGAGUGAUCCAGAAACUAUCAGUGAGCGGCAUUCAAAGUCAGUAGUGGCAGGAAGUGACGAGGUUAUGACUGAUAAUAACACUAGCCUUGGAAAUGCCGACACUCCCAUUGCUGUUGAUGGUCCACCUGGAAAUUUAGCAGGUCCUGGCAAGAAAAGCACUAGACUUUACGAGCUACUUCAGUUGGAACGGUGGGAAGGAGAAGAAAUCGGGCAUAAAGAUUCUUGUGGAGGGAGUGUGGCGCUAAACGAUAUGACUAAUCAGGUAGAACAUCCAUCUACUUCUGGUGGAGGAGCUGGAAAUGAUCCGUGUACCACCGACCGUAGUGUUCUUGAUGGGAUUCCAGCCUCGGGACAAAGCCAUGGGACUAAAAAAUCACAGAUAAGCUCAAAGAUAAGAAGAAUGUAUCAAAAACAACAGAAGUCUUUGCGGAAAAAGCUGUUUCCUUGGAAUUAUGAUUGGCACAGGGAAGAAGGGACUUGCGUUGAAGAGAAGAUAGUGGAGUCGUCGGGACCGAUUAGGAGACGCUGGUCAGGAACUGUAGACCAUGAUGCUGUGCUAAGAGCAAUGGCUAGAGCACUAGAAAAUACUGAAGAGGCUUACAUGGAAAUGGUAGAGAAGUCUCUUGACAUAAACCCAGAGCUUGCACUAAUGGGUUCAUGCGUUCUUGUAAUGCUGAUGAAGGAUCAAGAUGUUUAUGUGAUGAACGUUGGGGAUAGUCGGGCUAUCUUAGCCCAAGAAAGGCUCCAUGAUCGUCACUCUAAUCCCGGUUUUGGGAAUGAUGAGGGUAUCGGGCAUAAGAGUAGGUCCCGAGAAUCACUUGUGCGUAUGGAACUGGAUAGAAUAUCAGAGGAAUCACCAAUACACAAUCAAACAACUCCGAUCAGUGUCUCAAACAAAAACAGAGAUGUGACUUCGUAUCGGUUAAAGAUGAGAGCCGUUCAACUGUCAAGUGACCAUAGCACAAGUGUGGAAGAGGAAAUUACGCGGAUCAAAUCUGAACAUCCGGAAGAUGACCAGUCCAUACUGAAAGAUAGAGUCAAAGGCCAACUAAAAGUCACUCGAGCUUUCGGUGCUGGGUUUCUCAAAAAGCCGAAUUUUAAUGAAGCGUUGCUUGAGAUGUUCCGGGUAGAGUACAUUGGAACAGACCCGUACAUCACCUGCGAACCGUGUACAGUCCAUCACAGACUGACUUCAAGCGAUCGUUUCAUGGUGUUAUCAUCGGAUGGAUUGUAUGAAUACUUCAGCAACGAAGAGGUCGUUGCUCACGUGACUUGGUUCAUCGAAAACGUUCCUGAAGGAGAUCCUGCUCAAUACCUCAUUGCAGAGCUUCUCUCUCGCGCUGCCACCAAGAACGGGAUGGAGUUUCAUGAUCUGUUGGAUAUUCCACAAGGAGAUAGAAGGAAGUACCAUGAUGAUGUCUCGGUCAUGGUUGUAUCACUUGAAGGAAGGAUUUGGCGAUCUUCUGGACAAUAUUAUCCAGAGAGAAAACAAAAAUUCAAUAGAUGAAUUAACCAAAAAACACAAAUUUUUUAGGGUUUCUCUUAAUUGUUUGUCAAACAAUCUUUCGAUUUCCAGAAGUAAAAAAAAGAAAAGGAAAAGGCCUAAUUUCUCUA